Messenger RNA from Cuculus canorus (common cuckoo), 4006 nucleotides. RefSeq names its product pleckstrin homology domain containing N1 (gene PLEKHN1). The coding region runs from base 110 to 2227 and encodes 705 amino acids. Gene Ontology annotation, biological process: 3'-UTR-mediated mRNA destabilization; positive regulation of apoptotic process; response to hypoxia. The transcript is spliced from 16 exons. The record is from RefSeq and is a predicted model, not a curated record. Gene Ontology annotation, molecular function: phosphatidylserine binding; cardiolipin binding; phosphatidic acid binding. Lineage: Eukaryota; Metazoa; Chordata; Aves; Cuculiformes; Cuculidae. Gene Ontology annotation, cellular component: cytoskeleton; mitochondrial membrane.
CGGAGGAGCGGCUCUCCCUCGCGCACACACACAGACACACACACACACACGCAGUCUCUCCCUCUCCAGCCGCCGCCGCCGCUCCCGGGCUCUUCCAGGCGCUGCCGGCAUGGGGAACAUCGCCUGCGUUCCGCAGGCACCCGGGAGGCUCGGGGGCUCUUUCCGAAGGAAACCUUCGCUGAAGAAAGAACAAAAUGGCAAGAAAAAACUGCCCAGCUUUUUUGGUAUAGAAGGAGGGCAGGAGAGAGAUACGACCACAGACAAAAUCCUGCAGUAUAUUCCAGGAAAGAAUAUUCAGAACCAGGAAAACCAGAAAGAAAACUUGGACCAGAGGUUCCCCAGCCUGUUCAAGAAGGGACGAAGGAAAACGGUUGUCAGGAAUCUGGGGAAAAUAAUCCAUUACUCCAAGGUCAAGUUUAAGUUUCAGCACUGUCAGGAGGUGAAUGACUGUUUCUUGGAGCUGUUCCAGUCUUACCUGUACUUCCAGUCUAUGGGCUCUAACGGACUCACCUACCAGGGACUGCUGCCUUUGAAAGAGCUGAGUGUGUGCGAAAUUGAGAACGGGAAGAGCACCGGGCAGGAGGAUCACGCUUUCCGCAUUGCAGGUCCUCUGCUGAAUCCCCUUAUCGUGUUCUGCCCUACUGAGUCAGAGCUGAAGCAGUGGCUUUAUCACCUGGAGAAACAGAUCCAGCUAAAUGGAGGAAGCCUCGGCUUGCCCUUCCUCUCUCAGAACGACUGGAAGCAGAGCUCCGUGGAGAAAGAGGAGCUGCGGUGGUCAGUGCAGAACAUGCCUGUCCAGGAGUGGAGAGGGACCCAGCGGGAAUCCCUAGGAGAAGUCCUCUGUGUUUCCAAAGUGAAGCUUCAGCAUCUGCCUUUCGAGGAGCAGCACGACCGGCUGUUGGUGCUUUACCCAUCCACUCUGGUAAUAGUGUCUGAAGAGCGCAGCAGCCUUUGCUUUAAGGGCGAGCUGCCACUCAACGCCAUCCAAGUGCUCUUUGAAGAGAAUGACAAAACCUCCUUUUUAAUAGAAGGCCGACUAAUCAACUCGAUCCGGGUGAUCUGCCACAGCUAUGACGAUUACCAGGAGUGGCUCUACUGUCUCAAAACAGCCCAGUUUCGAAACGCUGACUCCUCCCUCUCUGGAUCUGAGAGUUUCUCAGGAUCAAAGCAGCCACACCCCUGCCAGUUUGCCGGCAGCGGGAGAGGGUCACUCACUUCUGACGGUCGUACCAACUCCUGGGCAUCAGGAGGGAGAGUGGCCACCUUAACACACGUCUCCCAGAACAGCGGCUCUCUCCAUGACGGGCAGUCCUUCGUGCUGAUGUCCGAGAGCAGAGUGCUUGAAGACCCCCUCUCCCCUGGCUAUUCCCAACCUCUCCAUUGCCUGGCCCAAGGCAGCUGGCCAAGCACGGGGCUGCCCGCGCAGGACCUGCGGAGGGGAGGCAGUGCCAGAAUAUCCAGGAGCAAAUGUGGGCCUUGUGGCCAGCAGCUACCCUGCCAGGACACGGAGAGGACCGUCUGCAGCCUCAUUCCUGAAAACCCCAACGGCGAGCUCCUGUCCUCGGUGUACAACGAGCCGUACUCCACACACAGCUCACAGCAUCACCUUGCAGCUCCCCCACCGCACCUGGACCUGAGCAAUGUGAACAGAUGGAGCUUGGUGGGAGGUCAAUCCUCGACAGCUUCCAGCUCCCUGGAGAAGCCGUCUGUGCCCCGCUCCCCGUUGUAUGCGGACCCCUAUACGCCCAGCUCCCCCAGCGCUCGCAGCGUGGCAGGCUCCAGCUUCUUGGAAGAGUUCCUGCAGUGUCACGGACAGAUGGGUUCAGCACAGAUGAAUGGAUGCCCAACCAUCCCGGUACCCCAGCAUUUUUCUCUGCAGAAGAGGAACAGCAGGGAGAUGCCUGUGGCUCCAAGUUACAGCAUCCCUGGCACCUCAUGCCAUCUCCAGCUGCGGCCUCCUGCUGAGGUUUCUUAUCUUAAAGAGGUCUCUUCUCUGCGAGAGAAACAUCUGGGCCUUUCAUUGGAGCCACCAGAUGGGAACGUGGGCACUUACGACCUGCCAGAGGCCGGCUUCCACCACCGAGACUCCACAGCCUACCAUGACUACGCUGAGCUCCAGAGCUUCCAGAGCGACUUCAGCUAUGACAACCUGUGGGAAGCUGAGGCGAAGGAGCCAGACACGCCGCAUGCCUGCCCAUCACCUGGCCAGCAGUUUUACCAGGCCUGAGGUGGCCUCUAUAGCCAGGCACAAAAAAGCUUUGGGCCCUUUAUUUGCUGGGCUUCCCUCCGGGAUGAGGACCCUGGGGCGUAUGAAGAAAAGAGAAGGGCCUCACUCUGUGAAAUACUGAUUCCCAUGUCCUGGCAGGUCCAGAGUUCAAAAUUCUCCUCUCAGUCUGAGGAUGGGGCAAAGCACGAGAGCGAUGGCCUCUGCAGACCUGAAGCAGCAGCGCAUGCGUGCUAGGAGCGUGCUCUGCCGCUGCCCUGGCUCGGGGAGCCCUGGCUUGGGAACAACGUUACUCCCCUGCAAGUAAAAAGAAAAACGAAAAGCUGCUCAGUCUUCCUCAGAUAAAAGGGACUGGGUGUUCAGACGGAACAGCCACUCAGAGGCCAAAGAAAAGGGCUAGUUAGUGGCUGGGUUAGUUUGAUCAUUCUCCUUAUUAACAGAGACUCAGGGUGGUCACUUUGAGUAUCCCUGAGAAUAGCUGUCAAUCCAAACCUUCCUCUAUUGAGCUCUGAAGACGCAUGAGACGUGCCUUGUCACGGGGUGUAAUGUUGGUAGCAAUAACAGUGCUCAUAGGAAUGUCUUCCUGCAAGAUCAGGGUUAUCUGACAAGAGAUGGAAUAAAACAUCCAGUCAGGGCAGACUGGGAUGUUCUUUCCACUCUAUGCAAUGAAUUCUUCCCUGCCAGUGCUGUCUCUGAACCAUGAUGGUGACCUGCAAUAUUAGGAGCCUGACACCUUGGCAGGUGGAAUCAAGAAAUGUGCUGCCAUUAAAUAUACCGAGUAGCCUGUGUUUACCGAGGUCUUCCCUGGAAAAGGAUGCUCUAGAUUCCUGUAAUGGGAUGGCUUCCUUUCCUCCCACCGCUCUGCACAUCACUGGACUAGAACUAAAUGCUGCUAUGGACAUCUGUGCAGAGAGGGAAGGCAAAAAAUUCACUGCAAGCUGAACUCCAGUACAGCCAUAAUGUUCCAGUGCUCAGGGUGGGCUGCAGUCUCUCUUGUCCCCUCCUCCAGAGCAGAAGCAGCAGGACCAGGACACAAACAACAGGGGACAGAGUCUCAGUGCUAUCAUUUUUCCAGCCUCUUUAGAUCCUUUAGCACAUAUCAGGUCAACAGCAAACCCAAAUGUUUUUACCUGAGGCUCCGCAUUCUUAACCUUUGUUCCCUGCAGAGGCUGCAAACCAAACAUAUUUACAAAAUCUCUAUUUUUGUUCUUUCAGUGGUGCAAACAAAAAAAUCCAGGAGCUCUUUGUACUUGAAUAUCUACCUAUUACGUUGUAAUUAUAUGUAAUUUUUUUUCAGGAAAUAUCCAACAAAGUUUACAUGCAAGGUUUGAGUGGAUUUUAUGUAUUUAACCUGUAAAUGUGGCUGAGUUGAAGAUGUAUUUAAUUUUCUAGCUACGGAUGACGUUCAGUACUGUAGAAUGGGCAGCUGUCUGCACAUUCGUGUGUGUUGGUUUGGGUCUUCUCACUGUUAUUGUUUUGUUUCAGGUUUACUUUCAUUUUGGGAAGAUUUGUAUCUACUAACUUAACCCCUAAAGGUUCUAUUUAUUCAGAACAAAAGUGCACUGGGGAACAUCAGAAGCACACAGUAUGCUGGGAGGCAGCUGUGACCCAUGAACACGUUGACUUCGAAGACUGUCACCGUGACCCUUUUCAUUGGUUUCAACAGUGAUACCUGCAGCGUAUCAGAAGGCAAAAGCCCCUCCUUAUUGCUGUAAAGUUCCCUGAUGGAUUUCUGUGAGACGCAACAAUUGCAAUACACAUUCUUCUGGAAUACUUUUCUCC